Molecule: messenger RNA, 2718 nt
Organism: Myxocyprinus asiaticus (Chinese sucker)
Lineage: Eukaryota; Metazoa; Chordata; Actinopteri; Cypriniformes; Catostomidae
Product: tyrosine 3-monooxygenase
Exons: 13
Coding region: 133-1602 (489 amino acids)
Biological process (GO): dopamine biosynthetic process from tyrosine
Cellular component (GO): perikaryon; cytoplasm; axon
Molecular function (GO): tyrosine 3-monooxygenase activity; iron ion binding
Source: RefSeq, a predicted model, not a curated record
AUCAGCUUGACGUCAGUAAAGAAGACAUUACCUCUAUAAAUAAGAGAGAAAGAAGUCUAUAGGUGGAAGAAAGUGACCAGCAUUCCCAAGAGAGCACAAUAUUAGAUUGUUUCGCCGGCUAAUCAUUUAAAUAUGCCGAAUUCAAACAGCUCCACAUCUUCCACAAAGAGCAUCCGAAGAGCCGCGUCUGAACUCGAGCGCUCCGAUUCUAUUACGUCUCCAAAGUUUGUGGGAAGGCGGCAGAGUUUGAUCGAGGACGCGCGUAAGGAGCGCGAGGCGGCGGCCGCGGCGGCGGAGGCUGCGGGACUGAGCGAGCAGAUCGUGUUCGAGGAGAGCGAUGGAAAAGCGUUGCUCAGUCUGUUCUUCUCUCUGAGGAGUUCAAAGAGCCCGGCGCUGUCCCGCACUCUCAAGGUUUUUGAGACAUUUGAAGCCAAGAUCCAUCAUCUUGAGACCAGGCCCAGUCGAAAGCCCAAGGAUGGUUUGGAAGAUCUGGAAUAUUAUGUUCAGUGUGAGGUGCAUCUGUCAGAUGUGAGCACGCUGGUCAGCUCCCUAAAGAGAAGUGCAGAGGACGUCAAAACCACAAAAGAGGUUAAAUUUCAUUGGUUUCCCAGAAAAAUUGCUGAACUGGAUAAGUGCCAUCAUCUUGUCAGCAAAUUUGAUCCAGACCUGGAUCCAGAUCAUCCAGGCUUUACUGACCCUGUUUACCAAAAGCGACGGAAGAUGAUUGGAGACAUUGCCUUUAAAUACAAACACGGUGAGCCGAUUCCUCGAGUGGAAUACAUGGAAGAGGAGAUCGGAACAUGGCGUGAGGUUUACUCAACCCUGAGAGAUCUGUACAAGACUCAUGCCUGUAGUGAACAUUUAGAGGCCUUCCAGUUACUGGAGAAGCACUGUGGCUACAGCCCCGAUAACAUCCCUCAACUAGAGGACGUGUCCCGCUUCCUAAAAGAGCGCACAGGAUUUCAGCUGAGGCCGGUGGCAGGACUCCUCUCGGCACGAGACUUUUUGGCCAGUCUGGCUUUCCGUGUGUUCCAGUGCACACAGUACAUUCGUCAUGCGUCCUCUCCGAUGCACUCCCCUGAACCCGACUGUGUCCAUGAACUUCUUGGUCAUGUACCUAUUCUGGCUGACAGAACAUUUGCACAGUUUUCCCAGAGUAUUGGUCUGGCCUCUCUUGGAGCCUCUGACGAAGAUAUUGAGAAAUUGUCAACACUUUAUUGGUUCACAGUGGAGUUUGGAUUGUGUAAGCAGGCAGGGACAAUCAAAGCGUAUGGAGCAGGACUACUGUCUUCUUACGGCGAGCUGGUGCAUUCACUCUCAGACGAGCCAGAGAGACGUGAGUUUGAUCCAGACAUCGUAGCUGUUCAGCCAUACCAAGACCAGACUUACCAACCAGUCUAUUUUGUGUCCGAAAGCUUCUCUGAUGCCACAGAGAAACUGAGAACAUAUGUGACACGCAUCAAGAGACCAUUUUCUGUGCGGUUUGACCCGUACACAGACAGCAUAGAAGUACUGGACAACCCGUUGAAGGUCAAGUUAGGACUGGAGUCCAUUAAAGAUGAACUGAAGAUACUCACAGACGCCCUGAAUGUGCUGGCUUGAUUUUGCCAUGAUGAUCCAAUCAGCUGUCUCAUUUCCUCCAUGCUUCAUGUGUGACAGUUUCAUCAUUGUGCUGUGUGUCUACAUCCACAUCUGCUGCUACAGAUGCUGUUGCUUUUAAAAAGUGGCAACUCAAAACCUCACAUCGGAACUUGAUUCCAAAAACCGUAAUAGAUAACUCUGUGAAAAAAAAAAAAAAAAAUGAAAUUGUGUCAAUAUGACUUUUAUUUUUAUUUUUUAAUGGAACGGUAACACUUUACAAUAAAGUUCCAUUUGUUAACAUUAGUUUACAGCAUUAGUUAACAGAAAUAACAGUGAACAAUACUUUUACAGCAUUUCUGAAUCUUGUUUAAUGUUAAUUUCAAAAUAUACUAAUACCUACAUUUUUCAAAUCAAAAGUUGUAUAUGUUAACAUUAGUAAAUACACUAUGAACUAACAAAGAACAAUUGUAUUUUUAUGAACUAACAUCAGUGAAGAUUAAUAAAUGCUGUAAAACAAAAAUUAUUGUCCAUUGUUUGUUCAUGAUACCUAAUGCAUUAACUAUUGUUAAAGAAUAGAACCUUAUGUAAAGUGUAACCAAUAGAACAUAUGAAGUGUAAAUCAAAGUUAUUAAAGAUAAUGAUGCUAAAAGCUAUAUUUAUGAAGUAUCUCCAUAUAAAGUAGUACAACUAUAUUAAAUUAAUAAAAUAUGUACAGUAUAUCAUCAAAUAUUUGUUAACAAUAUACAGUCUGAAUGUAUAAGUAUUCCAAAUAUAUUCCUAAACUAGUCCAUCAACAUGUUGACCUGAUGUAUUCUCCUACAGAUGUUACAAUAUUUUAUUAAUACUAAAAAUCUCAUCAUUCAUAAAAUAACACUGGCCUAUUUAUUGGUGCCUGCUUACACUCGUGUUUCUCCAGAAAAUAUUAAAAAUAUAAAAUAUGACUAAAGAGACUAUCUCUGCAAACAGCUGCCCUAAAAAGUGGAAAUAUAAUUUCUAUUAUUUAGGUGUAAAUAAAGUUAAAAUGCACAAAGAAUGUGUAGUGCAAAUUGCAUAUGUGAUAUUAGAAAGACAUCGAAUUGAGAGCAACUUAUCGUAUUUACAUUCUUCAUUUAGAUUUUUUUUUGAAAUAUAUCUCAA